Messenger RNA from Opisthorchis viverrini, 615 nucleotides. RefSeq lists its product as hypothetical. The coding region runs from base 1 to 615 and encodes 204 amino acids. The transcript is spliced from 5 exons. NCBI's taxonomy places the organism in Eukaryota, Metazoa, Platyhelminthes, Trematoda, Opisthorchiida, Opisthorchiidae. The record is from RefSeq and is a predicted model, not a curated record.
AUGAUACACACAAAAUUCAAUACAACGAGUACGAUAAGCAUUAGGCGGGACAAACCGGGAGGAGACUGUCUAUCAAAAAACACGGAUACCAGCUUGAAAGCAGAAGACACGAUCAACCGCCACUACAUAUCGAUUGGUGCAGACGAUAGCUCAAGUGAGGACAGGAAAAAAUCGUCUAACUGUAGCACCCUUUCGGUGCCCAACUGCCAUGCCACCAGAAGGAAGUUGCUCAAGCCUAGACAGGGAAAGUCGAGAGGCAGAGGUCGGGUUCGAACCACGGACCUUCCGAACGGUAAAUUGAGCCAUCUCGCCCUCGAGAACAAGAACACGUCGCGCGUUUACGAAGGUUUGGUGACGCAGCGAAAAACUUCUCACCUAAGUCCUUUUAAUUCAUUUGGUCGUCAAAUAUCUAACAGUUGCCCCGUAUCUGGGCUUGUGCCCACUAGAAUGAGUCAAAACAAACCCUUAUUAUACUCAGCUGGUCUAAAAAAUAAUAAUAAAAAGGAGCACGAGGGCUGGGAUACAGCCAGGUUGCCCAAGCCUAGACAGGGAAAAUCGAGAGACAGAGGUCGGGUUCGAACCACGGAUCUUUCUAUCAAUAAAUUCGCGCUCUAA